Spodoptera exigua (beet armyworm) is the source of this 2763-nucleotide messenger RNA. The record is from the annotation of a GenBank genome assembly. Lineage: Eukaryota; Metazoa; Arthropoda; Insecta; Lepidoptera; Noctuidae.
AUGGUAAGCAAUCAGCACCGCCCAUGGGGGUGUACAUGGGCAGCAACAACCGAGGAGUUACGAGUGCGUUGUCGACAUUUUGGGGAUACGGGAAUCGGAGAUUUUAGGAUUGGGGAGGAAUUGAGGGAGGGAGAGGAUUGGGCCUCCGUUUCAAUAUCAUGCUGCUCAACCUUCUACUACUCAAGAAGUGCCUUCCGAAGGUCAGAAAACUGUAACCUCUGCUACGAGAAAGAAUGCAUACCCUUGGAACAGUCGCGGUGUGAUUACUACAAGGAGGUCGACUCCUGGCUGCCCAAGGAUGAUGACGAACCCGGAACUGCUGACAACCAGGAACUGAAGAGAGAGGUUGACGACCUCAUGUUUGAUUUGGUCGACAAAGGAGUGUCCAACGACAUGGAGUGCAUACCUUACGUAUCCCGGUACACCAACUGCAAUAAAGACAACGUGUGCCUGGGCUGCAAGAGCUGCGCGUGCGACAGCAACGGGCGCUGGCAGUGCACCACCGUCGCGUCCUGCCACACUCGACCUGCACCGCUGAACAUCGACCACCGGGUCCUCGUGCUAGUCAUGGGGAACUUAAUUGAGAGUGCACAUUCAAAGAAAGUGAAGAGGUCUGCAGGAAAUAACUCGGAAGAAACCACCACCACCUCAAGCACCAUCACAUUGGAACGAAUCUAUAAGUGGUUCUAUGGCAUGGCGCCAUUGACACACAAAAAGAUCAGCACUUCGGUGCCUCCAUCCAAUGAAGUCACAAUAGCUGGGUUAAAUUAUGAAACCGAUGGAACAUCUACUGUUAAAAUUGAAUCUAGCCCCUUUACAGAAACAUUCUCUACCACGGCAGCAACCGCGUCAAAAACAAGUAACACAGACACAGACUCUCUCGAAUUUGACGAAGUGCUGCGAAGCAUCGCAGUGGACACCAAAAGUUACAACCGACGAAAGCCAUUGGAUUAUAAACUUAAUAAUGAAAGCUUUAGCAUUGAUUAUAUUAUUUUUGACCAAGACAAUAUCACUAGUGAUAAAGCUAAUGGUGACAACUUGGCCUACAUGAUGAACUUGAUGCAAGAGGACGAUGUUGUAACCGAGUCCUCUGACUCUGGAGCCACCAAGAUUGUAAUUGACUUAUUGCCUGCAGCUGAACGACUAGGAGCCAAGUCAAAUACAAGUGAAGAUUAUGUUGCUUUCAACAAAGAUACAGAAACUAAUGUACUUGAAAACAUGAAUGACGUAGUAGAUUACAACGCAAUCAACAUUGUGAAAAGAGAUGUCACAGAGCAAAAUAAAACAACAGCAUCUAGUACAGUGCCAAUGCUGACUAUUUUAGUAAACACCACUAAUAACACCAAGGACAAUUACACAGGAGAAUCACUUGCCAUUAAUUUCAAAGAAAGUGUCCUAGUGCCACUUACUAAAGUUAUAGUUGACAAAAUAAAAGAAGUAGAAAAUUUAAAGAAUAUCAAAGAAAACCUCGCAAAGUUCGUUAAUAGUGAUGUCGCGAUACCAGAAGACAUUAAAAAUAAUACAGGCAACUCAUACUUCUCUAUAUACAACUUAGUCAUGGACCCUGGUUAUGGCGUUGGAUUAAGAAGAUCAAAUUCCGAGGGAAACGAUAAUCAUACGCUGAAACUAAAAAACGAUAUUUUCGAAGUAAUACGAGACAUAAUUACAAUAAAGCGGCGUAAAGGAACUGAUGUACCCGACGACUUGAAUUAUCUCCUUCACUCAUUGAAACGAUAUGUUUACAAAAACCGAUGGGAGGCUAAACCAAAGAAAAUAAAGAUGAAGAAAAUGAAGAACUUUAGACGACAGAUGGACCAGAAUGAUGGCCGUUGUUCUUAUAUCUCAUUCCAGGACUGCUUGAUUAAAAUCUUAGAGGAAAUUGAUAAAGACUCGCCUAAGUCUAAUGCUUUAUCCCCAUUGUCGCCAACUUCGAGAAAAAUUAUGAAACGCAUUAUAAACUCUUUCUAUUUUGAUGAACAUGGCGUGGAGGGGUUGCGAGUGCACGAUCCGAGUUAUAACUUGACCAAUGAUUUAAAUAUGAUUGGUACUAAGUGGCGGGAUAUUUCUGCGAAUCUUAUAAGUAGCACUCCUUUUGCCAACCUGUUUAGAAUGAAAAUACUACAUUUUGUUUUAACUUCAGAUAUAAGUAAAAUGAAUGACGUUUUAGGUUUGAUAGAAUUUUCUCACAGCAGACGAAUGCUGCCUUCGUUAGAUAAAGUAAGCGAUAAUGUAAUUGACAAAAUAAACGUCGGCCUGACUGCUAUUCACAACAAAAUACAAAUAAUAAUGAGAUACUACUCACAAAAACCUAAUUCACCAGACACAACAAACGCUCUGGUAGAAACUGAAGCUGCCACUACAAAAAUCAAAGACAAAACUGAUUCAAAAAAGAAAAAGAGUCGUUCAUUUAUAAAACACAUCCGCAGUCUACUAGAGACUUCAAAGAAAGAUAUCGCAGAACUUCUACACAGAAAAGUUCCUAAAUCAGACAUAGUGAAACAACUUGCAAAGAAAAAGUUAGACGAAAUAACAGAAAAAAGGUACACAGAAUAUGAGGAGGCAAUGAAGAAAUGGCAAAAAAACUUGGAAGUGUCUUCGAGAAAAAAAAGAUUCGUUUUAGAUAAAUUCACAGCACGUAUCAAGAACAUCAUACCAGGAUAUUUAAGACACAAGGUUAAUCCGAAAAUAAAAGAAAACAAGAAAUCUUCCACUGCCAAUUCCACACGCCUUGCCGACGACGGAAGAAGAAAAGCAUGGCUUUAA